AUGUCAACCUCCACCGAGGCUCAGCGCGAGCGGGAGGUUCAGCGCUACCUCCAGAGCUGGCAGGUCGCCCAGGGUUCUUCUCUCAACGUCGCCACCAAUGUCGACAGUAUCGCGGCGCCUGACCUGCAGAGCACAGGCUACCAGGCCAAGGCGUCGCCGGACAGGACUCUCACGGCCUUCUCCCAGCUGGCCGUCCUCAAGCUCGACGUCAGGCGUGCCAUGGUGUCGCUGAUUGACUCUACCACUCAGACCAUCCUUUCCGAGGCCACUCGAAACAUCCAGCUGGGAGAGCUUGACAGCGAGGCUGCGGAAGAACCGGUGAACAGCACGAACAGCGACCUAUGGCUCGGCGCAACCAUCCUAUCCCGCCCGGAUGCUGUCUGCGAGCAUUCCCUCAUAAACACCUGCACCGCGAUAGACUCCCCGAAGGAUCGGCCGUACACCGUCCCAGGCCUCAUCGUCUCCGACUGCCGCUACGAUUCACGCUUCGCAACCCGUCCGUAUGUUCUGUCGGAGCCUGGUGUUCGAUUUUAUGCCGGCGUGCCAAUUUUCUCCCGAAACGGACACAGAAUCGGCUCCUUUGCUGUGUCGGAUGAGCGCCCUCAUGAUGGACUCACAAUCGAAGAGAUCAAGUUCAUGCAGGGCAUUGCCCAGACUGUGAUGGAGCACCUAGAAUGGGCAAGGGACCGUGUGGAUCGCUUCAAGGGUGAGCGUAUCGUUCGGGGAUUGGCGGCUUUCGUUGAGGAUUGCUUCACUUUGAACGACGACAACAUUUUGGCCAAGGACGAUGUAUCCCCGAACCCAACGACGAUUCGCCCUCCCGAGAUGGCGCUCAGCUCUUCGAAGCGCCCUCUUUCGACAGCCAAUGUUUACUUUCGUGGAUCCGGAUCCCCUCGAUCAUCCCUGCCGACGCGCCUACGACAGGCAGCGCCGAACUCUCCACCACAAUCGCCGCCGAGGAACAACUUCAAGCAAUUUAACAAGCAGAAGCCUGAUAGUAUAUCGAACCUCUACCACCGUGCGGCUGACAUCUUGCGACGCUCGACGCUCGCUGACGGUGUCGUCUUUCUGGGUGCCACAACCACAACCUCCAGACAGCUGAGCAAGGCCAUGAGGAUGGGAGGAUCAAAGUCGUCCGACGAGGACGAGCAGUCGCUACCAGUCACUUCAGGCUCUGAAGGCGUGGGACUCGACAGCUCUGACUCCGACACAUCACCCGCGGCGAGGCCUUGUAAAAUCCUGUCCUACUCCAUCACUGAUGAGCAGACACGCGCUGGCAUGGAGCAGGGUCCUCCUCUUUCACUCGGAACACUCGAAAAGUACUUUUCCAUGUUCCCCAUGGGGAAAACGUUGUCCUUCACUGAGACUGGAGCUGGUGUUUCCUCAGAAGAUGAUAGUGCAAGCGACCGAGAGCUCAUCAGAACAGGGCCCCAGGCAGGCGAGAAAACCGGAGAAGGAAACAGGCGCCGAAAAAUCAGGAUGGACCACGAAGAGCUUCUCAAGAAAAUUCCCGGCGCAAAGUCUGUGGUCUUCGUCCCUCUUUUCGACUACAGCGAAGACAGAUUUGCUGGAGGUUGCUUCUUGUGGACGUCAGUCACUGGGCGUAUGAUGAACCUCGACCAAGACCUCUCCUAUCUGCGAGCUUUCAGCAACAGCAUAAUGACUCAAGUUGGACGUAUCAACACACAGAAGAACGAAGCCGCAAAGACGACAUUCAUUGCCAGCAUGAGUCACGAGCUGCGCAGCCCUCUUCAUGGAAUUCUAGGCUCAGCAGAACUUCUCAAGGACUCCGAUACAGAUACAUACCAAGCGGGCCUCGUAAACUCCAUCUCUACUUGCGGCAAGACGCUCCUCGAUACUCUGAACCAUGUUCUCGACUACAGCAAAAUCAAUCGAUUGGGACGUGCGCAAAUGAGGAAAAGCGCAAGGCAAAACAGGCCCGUCGUCCUGUCUUCUGACUCUCUUGAGAGUCUAAGCAUGACGGCAGUCGUAGAUCUCGGUGUUCUUGUUGAGGAAGUUGUCGACGCUAUUGCGGCAGGCCACUCAUUCAAGAAACUUGCGGGCGCAGCCGCGCUGGGAUCAACAAAAGCAACUGCAGGUCAACUCGGAGGACCCAUCGAGAUUGGCAAGUACCAAGCUCCGGGAGCCGACGGGCCUGUCUCGGUGUUGGUUGACAUCUGUCCGAAGACUUCAUGGAUGGUUAAGACGCAACCAGGCGCUCUCCGCAGGAUCAUUAUGAAUCUCUUUGGCAAUGCUCUAAAGUAUACCACGUCAGGAUUUGUGCUUGUUUCUCUUACCGGUCAAGCCAGGUCAGAUGGGUCCAAGGUCAAUGCUCUGAUCAGGGUUGCAGAUACUGGCAAGGGCAUAAGUGACGAUUUCCAGCAAAACCGUCUGUUUAUUCCCUUUAGCCAGGAAGACUCAUUCCAGCCUGGUACCGGCCUUGGACUGAGCAUCGUCAAGCAGAUUGUGGACUCUCUUGGCGGCACUCUAGAAGUCAAAUCUGAGCAAGGCAGGGGAACAGAGGUUGACGUGCAUCUCCGGCUCGCACCUGUUUCUGAUCCAGCAGCUCAUCAACCUGAUGAGGCCAUUCGAUCGGUCGCGGAACAAACAAAAGGCAAGAAGCUUGUGCUCUUGAACGGAUACACCACACCACAGCCAGCGUCUGUCACUCGACAAGUUUCCAAGAUUAACGAGGUGCUUUUCAACACUUGUUCAAAUUGGUUUGGAAUGAAGGUGGACAAAGAAACCAACAAAAACGUAUCAGACGCCGACAUGUUCGUUUACUGUGAACCACCUCCUAUUGAGGUACUUGAAAAGCGAUUCCGCGACCAUCAAACGCCCUCAGCACGAAAGGUUCCGAUCAUUAUUGUCUGCCAAAAUGCGGAAGAAGCGGUUCAGAUUUCUCAUAAACAUACAAAGGUCUUGGGCCAGAUGUCUCAGAUCGUUGAGGUGAUACCACAACCUUGUGGUCCACGAAAGCUAGCCAAAGUCUUUAGCAACUGUUUGAAGAGAGCAGAAGCUGCUGCAAAGGCACCAAAUGGAGAGAGUAUCUCGGUCACCGCAUCAAAUGCCGACAUGGAGCCAACGAUCAAGGAACUCCGGAUGGGCACACCACAACCAGACGACAGAGUCAUUGUACACUAUGACCAGCCUCCUGAAGAAGUCAAAGAGGAGCUAGUUUCGUCUCGUGCAAUCAGCAAAUCGCUAGGCACGGUGCAAGUAAAGGAAAUUGGCGGGACCGACUUGAAGGAGCGCAAAGACAGCAAGCUGCACGUCUUGCUGGUGGACGACAAUAAGAUCAACCUGAAGCUUCUGGUGAUGUUCAUGAAGAAGUGUGGCUACUCGUACGAGGAGGCAGAAAACGGACAAGAAGCGGUUGACAGGUUCAAAGAAGCUUCGGGCGUCCACAUUUCAGAAGACGCACCCGAAUACGAGAGACCGCGUCGGUUCGACUUCAUCCUCAUGGACAUCAGCAUGCCGAUACUCAAUGGAUUUGAAGCAACCAGGUAUAUCAGGGAGUUUGAGCGCGAACACCGGAUGCAACCGCCGACGAAUGUUAUCGCGCUGACGGGUCUUGCGAGCGCUGACGCAAGAAGGAACGCCGAAUCUGUGGGUAUUGAUGUGUUUAUGCCGAAGCCGGUACGAUUUGCGGAGUUGAAGACGUUAUUGUUGGCAGCUGAGACGCACGGGCGAUGA
This is a messenger RNA of Colletotrichum chrysophilum, 3696 nucleotides long. RefSeq lists its product as uncharacterized. The coding region runs from base 1 to 3696 and encodes 1231 amino acids. NCBI's taxonomy places the organism in Eukaryota, Fungi, Ascomycota, Sordariomycetes, Glomerellales, Glomerellaceae. The record is from RefSeq and is a predicted model, not a curated record. Gene Ontology annotation, biological process: phosphorylation; phosphorelay signal transduction system. The transcript has 3 exons. Gene Ontology annotation, molecular function: phosphorelay sensor kinase activity; protein binding.